Messenger RNA from Aspergillus niger, 3582 nucleotides. RefSeq lists its product as uncharacterized. Gene Ontology annotation, cellular component: endosome; plasma membrane; trans-Golgi network. Lineage: Eukaryota; Fungi; Ascomycota; Eurotiomycetes; Eurotiales; Aspergillaceae. The transcript is spliced from 4 exons. The record is from RefSeq and is a predicted model, not a curated record. The coding region runs from base 1 to 3582 and encodes 1193 amino acids. Gene Ontology annotation, biological process: retrograde vesicle-mediated transport, Golgi to endoplasmic reticulum; phospholipid translocation; endocytosis. Gene Ontology annotation, molecular function: ATP binding; magnesium ion binding; ATP hydrolysis activity.
AUGCCUUCUUCGUCCGACUACCUCCAUCCACACGGUCGUGCCAGUAUCGCGGGCGACUCUGGUUCCGACGACGACCUCGAUUUGGAGGAACUUGAUCCGAGCAGCACCCACUUAUAUGGAUCUUCUCGCCGCUCUCGAGAUGAAUCGAAUCGCCAACGGAGUCGCGGUCCCGGCAUAGCUUUGCGGAAUUUACGGGUUGGCAUGGGAAAUCGAGUAUGGCGACGAAACGCUUCCGGAGCACAUGGACCAUCGGAGGACACGGCGGGCCUGCUGGAGGAAGGGGAGGAGGAGGGACUCCGCAGGUCGCACGCGAGCUCCCGCAACUUCACCGACGACGAUGCUCCUCUCCUCAAUGAACGCCGGCGUAGCUCCGCUCGCUCGUUAGUGGAUCUUGAACGGGUGUCGCAAAGGGGCUCGCGGUUUAGGAUCCCGGGGAUCAAGGCGGCCAGCUUUCUCUUUGGCUCCUCUAGCCGUACAACAGGAUCCGAUUCAGAACAGACCGAGACGAAGCCGCCGCGCGAUGUCCUCGUCGGCCAGACGCAACGAACCAAGUAUCCCGCGAAUGUCGUAUCGAACGCAAAGUACACCCCCUGGAGCUUCUUGCCCCGCACUCUGUAUAACGAAUUUUCCUUCUUCUUCAACAUCUACUUUCUCCUCGUCGCCCUUUCACAGAUCAUUCCGGUUCUCCGAAUAGGUUAUAUGUCAUCUUACAUUGCGCCUUUGGCCUUUGUUGUUAGUAUAUCACUUGGGAAGGAGGCGCUGGAUGACAUUGGCCGCCGUCGCAGAGAUGCUGAGGCAAAUGCUGAGGAAUUCACUGUUCUAAGUUUCGAUGGGCCUAACGGGGUGCUAGAGGUCGUCAAGAAGUCACGGGAUCUGAGAGUUGGUGACGUUCUGAAGGUUCGCAAGAAUCAACGGUUGCCUGCAGAUGUUGUGAUUUUAAAGAGCAUCUCAAACGACAUUGUGACAGCUCCUAAUGUCUCGUCGGCCAGUGACACAUUCAUACGGACUGAUCAGUUGGAUGGUGAAACUGACUGGAAGCUACGGUUGCCCUCUGUAUUGUCGCAAACCCUGCCUCUUAGCGACCUUCCAAGGUUGAAGGUCACUGCAAGUGCACCCGACAGACGAGUCAAUGAAUUUGCCACCUCUGCUCCGUUAACGAUCGACAACACCGCAUGGGCCAACACUGUUCUUGCCUCCAACACCGUCACAUACGCUACCAUCAUCUAUACAGGAUCCCAGACGCGGGCUGCUCUUUCAACCUCACCGUCUCGCUCGAAAGUUGGCUUGCUGGAGUACGAGAUCAACAACCUAACCAAGAUCCUUUGCGCUCUGACCCUGGCCUUGUCCAUCGUUUUGGUUGCUCUAGAAGGCUUCCAACCGACAAAUGACAAGGUGUGGUAUGUUGCAAUCAUGAUCUACUUGAUUCUCUUCUCUACGAUCAUCCCCAUGAGUCUGCGGGUCAACUUGGACAUGGCGAAAUCGGUAUACGGGCGGUUCAUCGAACGAGACAAGGAUAUACCGGGUACAGUAGUCAGGACCAGUACUAUUCCUGAAGAUCUGGGUAGAAUUGAGUAUCUCCUUUCCGACAAGACAGGGACUCUGACCCAAAACGAGAUGGAACUGAAGAAGAUCCAUGUUGGGACGGUCUCGUAUGCCAACGAUGCUAUGGAAGAAGUGGCGUCCUAUAUCCGACAAAGUUUCGUUGGUGAAUCGCUGACUACUCCUUCAACCGCAUUUGGAGCCCAAGCUGGACUUGGGACGGCUCCGCGCACGAGAAGGGAGAUUGGCUCCCGUGUCAGAGACAUCAUUCUGGCCCUUGCCCUUUGUCACAAUGUCACCCCUACGACGGAUGAAGAGGACGGUGUCAGAGUUACCAAUUACCAGGCUUCCUCCCCAGAUGAAAUUGCGAUUGUCAAAUACACCGAAGACGUCGGGCUCAAAUUGGCUUAUCGCGACAGACAGUCUAUAGUUCUUGAGUCUACACACACAGGGAAGGUUGUCGUUCGGGUCCGCAUUCUUGAGAUUUUCCCCUUCACUUCAGACAGUAAGCGGAUGGGUAUUAUCGUGCAGUUUGAGACGGAUGACGAUAUACUGGACUCGUCCAAGAAUGACAGUGAAAUAUGGUUCUACCAAAAGGGUGCAGAUACUGUCAUGACAACAAUUGUUGCGGCGAACGAUUGGCUCGAUGAGGAGACCGCUAACAUGGCUCGCGAGGGCUUACGAACUCUAGUCGUAGGCCGACGGCGGCUAUCGCCGCAGCAAUACGAAGAGUUCACCACCAAGUACAAGCAAGCCUCUCUCGCUCUGCAAGGACGCGAUGUCGGCAUGGCCAAGGUGAUCAGCGAGUACCUGGAGCGAGACCUUGAACUUCUCGGCGUCACCGGUGUGGAAGACCGCCUCCAGCGGGAUGUCAAGCCCUCUCUGGAGCUGCUUCGCAACGCUGGUGUCAAAAUUUGGAUGUUGACGGGUGACAAGGUCGAGACAGCACGCUGUGUAGCCAUUUCCGCAAAGCUGGUCGCCCGUGGGCAGUACAUCCAUACGGUUGCCAAAGUCAAAGACAAGUCUACCGCUCAGGAAACCUUGGAUUUCCUUCGCAACAAGACCGACUGCUGUCUCCUCAUUGACGGCGAGUCUCUUUCCCUUAUGCUAGGUCAGUUCCGGACAGCGUUCAUCUCCGUCGCCGUCCUGCUCCCUGCGGUUGUUGCCUGUCGGUGCUCGCCAACUCAAAAGGCCGAAGUAGCGGAUCUCAUCCGCCAGCACACCAAAAAGCGUGUCUGCUGUAUCGGCGACGGUGGAAACGACGUCUCCAUGAUCCAAGCCGCUGAUGUCGGAAUCGGCAUUGUCGGUAAGGAGGGUCGUCAAGCCUCCCUGGCAGCCGACUUUAGCAUCACACAAUUCCACCAUCUCACCAAACUCCUCGUCUGGCACGGCCGCAACUCCUACAAAAGAUCCGCCAAACUCGCCCAAUUCAUCAUGCACCGUGGUCUCAUCAUCAGCGCCUGCCAGACCAUGUACAGCAUCGCCAGCCACUUUGACCCCAAGGGUCUCUUCAUCAACUGGCUGAUGGUCGGCUACGCCACCGUCUACACCAACGCCCCCGUCUUCUCGCUCGUCUUCGACCGUGACGUCGACGAAGAACUCGCAAACCUCUACCCCGAACUUUACAAGGAGCUCAAAACCGGCCGCAGCCUCAGCUACCGCUCCUUCUUCACCUGGGUCCUGGUCUCCGUCUACCAAGGCGCCGUAAUCCAGGGCCUUUCUCAAAUCCUCCUCGACACCAUCACCGGCCCCCGUCUCAUCAGCGUCUCCUUCACCUCCCUUGUCAUCAACGAGCUCCUCAUGGUCGCCAUCGCCAUCACCACCUGGCACCCGAUCAUGAUCUUCUGCAUCAUCGGCACGGCUCUCGUCUACGCCGCUAGCGUUCCCUUCCUGGGCAGCUACUUUGACCUGCACUACGUCAUCACGGUAGACUGGCUGUGGCGCGUCUGUGCCGUCUGCGCCGUCUCCCUCAUUCCGAUCUGGGCAGGUAAAUUGAUCCUGCGGUCGUGGAGUCCGCCCAGUUAUCGGAAGGUGCGGGGGUAG